Messenger RNA from Phalaenopsis equestris, 630 nucleotides. RefSeq names its product abscisic acid receptor PYL2. NCBI's taxonomy places the organism in Eukaryota, Viridiplantae, Streptophyta, Magnoliopsida, Asparagales, Orchidaceae. Gene Ontology annotation, molecular function: protein phosphatase inhibitor activity; signaling receptor activity; abscisic acid binding. The transcript has a single exon. Gene Ontology annotation, biological process: abscisic acid-activated signaling pathway. The record is from RefSeq and is a predicted model, not a curated record. Gene Ontology annotation, cellular component: cytoplasm; nucleus. The coding region runs from base 4 to 630 and encodes 208 amino acids.
CUCAUGGAAGAACUCUCCACCCAAACCCAAAACCUAACCCCCGAAGAACUCUCCAUCCUCUCCCCCAUCAUCCAAUCCCAUCACAUAUCCUCCCACCCCGACCCCGGCACCUGCACCUCCCUCAUCGUCCAACGCAUCAACACCCCUCUCUCCGCCGUCUGGCCCAUCAUCCGCAGCUUCGACAACCCCCAACGCUACAAACAUUUCAUCAAAAGCUGCAGCCUUUCCCCCGGCGACCCCUUCUCUGUCGGCUCCGUUCGCCGAGUAACCGUCGUCUCCGGCCUCCCCGCUUCCACCAGCACAGAACGACUCGAAAUCCUCGACGAUGAACGCCAUAUUCUUAGCUUCAGAGUGACUGGCGGAAAGCACAGGCUUAAUAACUAUCGCUCCGUGACUACUGCAAAUGAGUUCUGUGGUGGUGAUGGAAAGGCUUAUACAAUCGUGUUGGAGUCCUAUGUGGUUGAUGUGCCCGAAGGGAAUACGAAGGUGGAUACGAAGAUGUUUGUGGAUACGGUUGUCAGGCUUAACUUGCAGAAACUUGCUUCUGUGGCCGUUGCUGCUGCGAAUUCUAACUCUUCUUCCUCUUCUCCUUCUUCUUCUUCAGCUGUUGGAGAAGACAGGGUUACUUAA